AGAUAUCAACUCGCUAGCCGGGGAUGCCGAGAAUUUUCUCAAAUUAAACGCGACAAUGAAUGAUUCCAAUAUUUCUCUGUUAACUCCAAGAGACGAUACCACAGACCAAAAAACUCCCCGAUACGAAUCUCCUAGAAAAAUACCUCUCAGUAUACCUGAUAAACUUACAGAUGAUUGGCUAGAAUCGCUACCUCUUCUGUCAAUCAGAGAGGAUGGGGAGGAGUUUGUUGGAGAAGUCCUUCAUUCAUUGGUGGAGAAGGUGGAGCAGGAGGAGCCAUAUGAGGAAUUCAGAAAUCUGUGUCAACUGAAACCAACAGACGAUUGUACAGCUUCUAAUCUGACUGAUAAUAAAAUAAAAAAUAGAUACAGAAACGUUCUUCCCUAUGAUGUGAACCGAGUUAAAUUAAAGGGAAGUAAGAAUGAUUAUAUUAACGCUAGUUAUAUUAAUAUUGAUAUAGAAGAUACCCAACUCAGGUAUAUAGCCUGUCAAGGUCCCCUACCUAAUACAGUAGAUGAUUUCUGGUUAAUGUGUUGGCAGGAGGAGGUAUCAGUGGUUGCCAUGUUGACACUAGACGUAGAAUCACGAAGAGUUAAAUGUCAUCGAUAUUGGCCUGAUUCUCCAAUAGAAACUCUAGAUAUUUGUGAUGGUGAAUAUGAGGUUAAUCUAAAAUCUAGUCAGAGUUUAAAUGAUAUAGAUAUUAGAUAUAUUAAUAUUACACAUUGUCCUAGUGGCAAGAUAAAACAUAUUAUACAUCUCAACUAUACAACCUGGCCAGACCAUGGUACACCACAAUCAGCUAUUCCAAUCUUACAGUUCCUGAGACUAUUACACCUCUUACAUACUGGUGGUCCGAUUGUUGUUCAUUGUAGUGCUGGUAUUGGUCGUUCAGGAUCGCUGAUGACUAUUGAUAUAGCUCUGUUAUAUAUGGAACAUAUGCUUCCGUUUAAUAUUUUUGAAAUUGUUAAAUAUCUUCGACAACAGAAAUAUGGUAUGAUUCAAACCAAGGAUCAAUAUCUGUUUUGUUAUACAGCCUGUAUGCAGGUGCUGCUCAGUGUAGCAGGUUGA
This is a messenger RNA of Lottia gigantea (owl limpet), 1066 nucleotides long. RefSeq lists its product as hypothetical. Gene Ontology annotation, molecular function: protein tyrosine phosphatase activity. The record is from RefSeq and is a predicted model, not a curated record. Gene Ontology annotation, biological process: protein dephosphorylation. Lineage: Eukaryota; Metazoa; Mollusca; Gastropoda; Lottiidae. The coding region runs from base 56 to 1066 and encodes 336 amino acids. The transcript is spliced from 8 exons.